Prosopis cineraria is the source of this 3611-nucleotide messenger RNA. RefSeq names its product methionine S-methyltransferase-like. The coding region runs from base 86 to 3376 and encodes 1096 amino acids. The transcript has 12 exons. Gene Ontology annotation, molecular function: methyltransferase activity; pyridoxal phosphate binding. Gene Ontology annotation, biological process: biosynthetic process. NCBI's taxonomy places the organism in Eukaryota, Viridiplantae, Streptophyta, Magnoliopsida, Fabales, Fabaceae. The record is from RefSeq and is a predicted model, not a curated record.
UUAGUUACUAGUGUCUUCUCUGACCAGGUUGUUUUAAGCGUUUUGAAUUUCUCUCUCCGGCUCUGCAGUGAGAGCGUCAACGGCUAUGGCAGUGAAUGUCGUUGUUUAUGGUUCGGUGGAGGAGUUCCUGAAGCACUGCGAGCAGUCCGGCGACGCCGCAUACGGUGCACUCCGGUCGGUGCUGGCUCACCUGGAAGAUCCGACUACCCGUUCCCAGGCUCGAAUCUUCCUUUCAGACCUGCAGAAGCGUUUUACCACCAAGGAAGCCCGCGAUCACUGCUUUAAGACCUAUCAUUUCCGGAUCGAGGACAUUUUCUUGGAGCAAUAUGAGGGAUACCAGGGGAGAAAAAAAUUGACAAUGAUGGUGAUCCCUAGCAUUUUUGUCCCAGAAGACUGGUCGUUUACUUUUUAUGAAGGAAUUAAUAGACAUCCAGACUCCAUUUUCAAGGACAGGACUGUUACCGAGUUAGGUUGUGGAAAUGGGUGGAUAUCUGUUGCCAUAGCUGAGAAGUGGUUGCCUUUGAAGGUUUACGGCCUUGAUAUCAAUCCUAGAGCAGUAAAGAUUUCUUGGAUAAAUUUAUAUUUAAAUGCUUUAGAUGAAAAGGGCCAGCCUAUCUAUGAUGAGGAGAAGAAAACUUUGCUGGACAGGGUAGAGUUUCAUGAAUCUGAUCUUCUAUCGUAUUGCAGAGAACAUGAAAUUCAACUUGAGAGAAUUGUGGGAUGCAUACCUCAGAUUCUUAAUCCCAACCCAGAUGCAAUGUCUAAGAUUAUUACUGAAAAUGCAAGUGAAGAAUUCCUUUAUUCCUUGAGCAAUUAUUGUGCACUUCAGGGCUUUGUGGAAGAUCAGUUUGGCUUAGGAUUAAUUGCUAGGGCUGUUGAAGAGGGAAUAGAAGUAAUCAGACCAAAUGGAAUCAUGAUAUUUAACAUGGGAGGUCGCCCCGGUCAAGGUGUAUGCAAACGAUUGUUUGAGCGUCGGGGUUUCCAGGUCACAAAACUUUGGCAGACUAAAAUUAUUCAGGCUGCAGACACAGAUAUUAGUGCCUUAGUUGAGAUUGAGAAGAACAGUCCACACCGUUUUGAGUUCUUUAUGGGACUUUCUGGUGAUCAGCCAAUUUGUGCAAGGACAGCAUGGGCCUAUGGAAAGGCUGGUGGAAGCAUAUCUCAUGCUCUAUCAGUUUACAGUUGUCAACUUCGUCAACCUAGUCAGGUUAAGAUUAUUUUUGAAUUUCUUAAAAAUGGAUUCCAAGAGAUCAGCAGUUCUUUAGAUUUGUCCUUUGAUGAUGAUUCAGUUGCGGAUGAGAAGAUUCCUUUCCUUGCUUAUCUUGCAAGUGCCCUUAAAAAGAAUUCAUAUUUUCCUUAUGAGCCGCCAUCUGGAUCCAAACGCUUUCGCAGUCUUAUUGCAGGAUUUAUGAAAACGUAUCACCAUAUUCCACUGACUGCCAAUAAUGUGAUCAUCUUUCCUUCAAGGACUGUGGCAAUUGAGAAUGCUCUUCGUCUGUGCUCACCUCACCUUGCAAUUGUUGAUGAACAUUUGACUCGACACCUGCCCAGGCAGUGGUUAACAUCUUUAGCAAUUGAGAAGAAUACAGUAACUGGUGACUCUCCAGAGGAUACACUUGCCGUAAUUGAAGCACCUCGGCAGUCAGACUUGAUGUUAGAACUGAUAAAGAAGUUGAAGCCACAAGUGGUGGUGACUGGGAUUGCUCCUUUUGAGGCAGUUACUACUUCAGCUUUUGUUAACCUCUUGGAAGCAACACGGGAGAUUGGAUCUCAUCUCUUUCUAGACAUAUCUGAUCACUUUGAGCUAUCCAGCCUCCCAGGAUCCAAUGGGGUCCUAAAAUAUCUAGCCAGAAAUGUUCUGCCAUCUCAUGUGGCAAUUAUAUGUGGAUUGGUGAAGAAUAAGGUUUAUCCAGAUUUAGAAGUAGCUUUUGUCAUUUCCGAAGAAGAGUCAGUCUUCAGUGCCUUGUCCAAAACUGUUGAACUACUUGAGGGCAAUACUUCGCUGAUUAGUCAGUACUACUAUGGGUGUAUUUUUCAUGAGCUUCUUGCUUUUCAGCUUGCAGACAGACAUCCACGUGCUCAGAGAAAUUGUGAAAAUGUCAAAUCAGUUGAUAUGAUAGGAUUUGCUAGCUCAGCUAUACCAGUUCUUAGUAAUGCUGAGCUGUCAAUUGAUGGGGCAGAGAAUGGGUCUCUUAUCCACAUGGAUUGUGAUCAAAGCUUCUUGUCUAUUCCAUCUUCUGUCAAGGCUUCUAUUUUUGAAAGUUUUGCAAGACAAAACGUGACAGAGUCUGAAACUGAUGUCACCCCGAGCAUCAAACAAUUUGUCAGUAGAAACUAUGGUUUCCCAACAGAUAGCAGCACAGAAAUUAUACAUGCGGAAAAUGCCAAAGCUCUUUUUAAUAAAUUGGUCCUUUGCUGCAUCAAAGAAGGCGGCACCAUAUGUUUUCCAACUGGAUCAAAUGGGAACUAUGUUUCAGCUGCCAAAUUCUUGCAAGCUAGCAUAGUCACAGUUCCUACCGGUGUCAGUGAAGGCUUCAAGCUCACAGGGAAGACACUUUCUGGAGUCCUUGAGACUCUGAAAAAUCCAUGGGUCUUUAUAUCUGGUCCAACAAGUAACCCAACCGGUUCACUUUAUAGCAAUGACGAGAUACGAGAGAUCUUGCGAACUUGUGCUAAAUUUGGGGCAAGAGUUAUAAUUGACACUUCAUUUUCAGGUUUGGAAUAUGACUAUAAAGGCUGGGGUGGCUGGAAUUUGCAUGGGUGCUUGUCAGAGCUAAAUUCUUUGUGCAAACCAUCAUUUUUUGUCUCUCUUCUUGGAGGAUUAUCUCUGAAGAUGCUCAAUGGUGUUCUCAGAUUUGGGUUUCUGAUUCUAAACCAGCCAGCAUUGGUUGAUACCUUCAAUGCAUUUCCAGGAUUAAGCAGACCUCAUAGUACUGUUAAAUAUGCUAUAAAGAAGUUGCUUGGUCUUAUGGAACAGCAAUCAGCAGACCUAUAUGAUGCCGCUAUUGAGCACACAAGGGAAUUGAGAAGUAGAUACAAAUCCUUGAAAGAGCUUCUUGAGAAAUGUGGGUGGGAUGUGCUUGAUUCCUCGGGUGGUGUUUCUGUUGUGGCCAAGCCCUCAGCCUAUCUUGACAAGAUCGUCAAGGUUGAGAUUUCGCCGAAAGGCGAUGAGAGCCGAGAAAAUGCCACCACUGAAUUCAAGAUUGAUGACUCAAAUAUUAGGACUGUCAUUCUCAAAGCCACUGGUUUAUGUAUAAACAGUGGCUCCUGGACUGGAAUUCCUGGCUACUGCCGGUUCAACAUUGCAUUGGAAGAAAAUGAGUUCAAGGAAGCAUUAGAUUGCAUCGUUAAAUUCAAAGAACUCGUGCUGAAUUGACGUCUUCUUCCAUUUCCGGUAAAGGUGACAGUGAAUGGAUUAGUUUGAUCUUCAUUGCAGGUCUUGAUAGCUGAUCCUUGUGUAAGAGGUUUGUCCUUUAUUCUAGUGAUACAGUCAAUGAUGGUUGAGCUUUUGUUCUCUGGCUGUGGUGUUUCAUGUGAGCCUCUCAUGCUAAGAGAUAAUGAAAUUGUGUUUUCAAUUAUAAAAAGUUAGACUGUUUUAUGUUGAUCUUUUA